UACAUUUCUGUGUGGUAUGAACCUGGAGGAAGAACUGGAAUAUUUCUGUUUUUUUUUUUUUCUUCUGCAUUCCCUUGUGCUCAUCACGCUUCUCUAAGGAGAUGAAGAGGAAGAAGUAGAGAACAGAGCAGAGGCGGAGAGAAGAGAGCUGUCCUGGCACUUCAGGAAUCCUCCAAGAAAGCCAGGCCUCUGUCUCAUGUUCAUAGCAAACGAUAAUUGGCAAAAAGGAGGCACUCAACACAGGUUUGUUACAUUUGCUCAACAGCAUGAAGGGUGGCCAAAAACUGAAAAUUGAAUGAUCUAAAACAGAUGGGAAAUGAAUCCACCUCCCUCAGACCUACCCAAAACCCAACCCUACUCUUCCAUUAGAAGACUGAAAACAUCCAUUUGAAAGUGCUGCCCUCAGACAGGAUGAGGAAGAGCACAGAGUGACACGGAGAAAUAAAAACCCUUAGAAUUCUCCUCUCAAAAAGAGGUAUUUUGCAGGGCAUGGUGGCUCACACCUGUAAUCCCAGCACUUUAGGAGUCCAAGGCAGAUGGAUUGUUGAGCUCAGUAGUUUGAGAUCAGCCUGGGCAACAGGGUGAAACCCCAUCAUGUUAGCUGGGCAUGGUGGUGUGUGCCUGUAGUCCCAGCUACUCAGGAGACUGGAGUGGGAGGAUUUCUUUAGCGGGGGGGUUCGAGGCUGCAGUGAGCCAUCAUGGUGCCAUUGCACUCCAGACUGGGCAGCAGUCUGAGACCUUGUCUCAAAAAAAAAAAAAAAAAAAGUAUUAGCAAAAGCCCCUCUUUGCAUUCCUUCCAGUUAUUUCAUCUGAUUUUCCUGUUGCCCUUUGACCCAGGUUUAUUGCUCUUUUACUCUAGGAUAUAACAACUAUGAAGAAAUUCCACUUCCAACAUUGAUUAACAGUGAUUUUAAGAGCAAAUAGUUGAGCUUACAUUUAAAAUUAAAAAUUAAUAAAAGAGAGAGCUCAUUAAUAUCGAUUGGAAAAAUUAAACCUCCUCCUCCAGCUUGCAUGGCCUCAAAUCUCUUUCCACCUCCUGGUUCUUCCAUCCCAAAGGAUUAUGAGAAAUGCAGCUGACCUGCACACUGUCACUGUUUUCCAAAUGUUACUUGCAAAUGAGUCACCGUAUAAUGCUUAGAACGAAACUGUGUUCUGAUGGCAAAUUUGGAAUGUACUGCUAACUAAAAGUCAAGUUAGAACAAAUACACGUCCCUUUUCUCACGUUGACAAAGCAUUAAUAAAAAUGUUAGGGACAUAUUGUUCCUGAUGCACCCAGGGAAGCCCUCCCACAAAGCAUGUUCUGCUGCUUUAGUGCCUGCCCCAGAGCCUGGCACAGAUCUGGGUGUCUACUUAAAACUAAACAAAUGUGGAUUAUCUUGAUCUGAGUGACCUUUUUUCAGGACCUGGGUCAUAGAAAGUUUUGGAUUCAGCCUCAGAAUGCAGAUUCCGUUCCUAACUUCCUGUGAGCAAUACGUCCUUCAACAAUCCCCUUUCCCUCCAACCUGAACUUUAUUUUCCUCCUUAAAAUUAGGAAGUUACAUGAGAUGGUCCCUAAGGCCCUCACCUGCAUUGUGUUUUUGUGAUUCUGUGAUACAUCACAGAAGGCAACUUAGAAAUGACAGAACAGGGCAGGCAGGAGAAGACAGAAGCAGGAACUAAAGACAUUUCCUGCCAUGGUGGUCUCAAGACUGCUGCAGACACAAUACUCACAGCCCUAUAGGACCCACAAAAUAAUAACUGGACUAUAGAGGCACAUGAGCUAAAAUCCAGGCUUCUUUUGAAAGAGCACGUUGAGAAGGCAGCUAUAGGAAUUCUUGUCCAGGAGGCAGCAAAAACUGCACUCUUUUUCUGAACAAGUCAGUAAGACUUCCUUGUGAGGAGGACUGGGGGUGGUGGGCUGGGAAUGGACCCAUGAACUGUUGCGACCUCUCUGCAGCCACCAUUCCUGGUCCAGCCUCUACCUUCCACCCGACUCCUCCUCCACGCACAGGGCCAGAGCAUGCGUACCCGACAAGCUCUGCCCUCCUGUGCCUCUCUCCUACAGGUGCCUGUGGGCGGGCUCGUGCAUGGACAGUCCCAGCAAUGCCACCGUACCCUGUGGCUUUCUCCUUCAAGGCUUCUCCGAAUUCCCGCACCUGAGACCCGUGCUCUUCCUUUUGCUGCUGGGGGUGCACCUGGCCACCCUGGGCGGGAACCUGCUCAUCCUGGUGGCCGUGGCCUCGAUGCCAAGCCGGCAGCCCAUGCUGCUCUUCCUGUGCCAGCUGUCAGCCAUCGAGCUGUGCUACACGCUGGUGGUGGUGCCCCGCUCCCUGGUCGACCUGAGCACGCCGGGCCACCGCAGGGGCAGCCCUAUCUCCUUCCUGAGCUGCGCCUUUCAGAUGCAGAUGUUUGUGGCUCUGGGCGGGGCCGAGUGCUUCCUGCUGGCCGCCAUGGCCUAUGACCGCUACGUGGCCAUCUGCCACCCGCUGCGCUACGCGGCCGUGGUGACCCCCGGGCUGUGCGCGCGACUGGCUCUGGCCUGCUGCCUCGGGGGACUGGCGGUGUCCGUGGGGCUCACGGUGGCCAUCUUCCACCUGCCUUUCUGCGGCUCCCGCCUGCUGCUGCACUUCUUCUGCGACAUCACGGCGCUGCUGCACCUGGCCUGCACGCGGAGCUACGCCGACGAGCUGCCUCUGCUGGGCGCCUGCCUGGUGCUGCUGCUGCUGCCCUCGGUGCUCAUCCUGGUCUCCUAUGGCGCCAUCGCCGCCGCCCUGCGCCGCCUGCGCUGCCCCAAAGGCCGGGGCAAGGCCGCCUCCACCUGCGCCUUGCACCUGGCAGUCACCUUCCUGCACUACGGCUGCGCCACCUUCAUGUACGUGCGGCCCAGGGCCAGCUACUCCCCGCGCCUGGACCGCACCCUGGCGCUGGUCUACACCAACGUCACGCCGCUGCUGUACCCACUCAUCUACAGCCUGCGCAACCGCGAGAUCACCGCCGCCCUGAGCAGGGUGCUGGGGCGCCGGCGGCCAGGCCAAGCUCCAGGCGGGGAUCUGCGCGAGCUCUGAUGGCAGGCCCGUACCAGGCAGAGGGGGCCGCUCCGCUCCGUAGAGUUUUCCCCAUCGUGAGGGGUCUGCAUGGGGAAGGCCAACAAGGGGACUGAAGGACUGCAUCCAGGAAA
This is a messenger RNA of Pan troglodytes (chimpanzee), 3157 nucleotides long. It is a transcript of the gene OR6B1, whose product is annotated as olfactory receptor family 6 subfamily B member 1. Gene Ontology annotation, molecular function: olfactory receptor activity; G protein-coupled receptor activity. NCBI's taxonomy places the organism in Eukaryota, Metazoa, Chordata, Mammalia, Primates, Hominidae. The record is from RefSeq and is a predicted model, not a curated record. Gene Ontology annotation, cellular component: membrane. The transcript has a single exon. Gene Ontology annotation, biological process: G protein-coupled receptor signaling pathway. Bases 2067 to 3044 code for a protein of 325 amino acids.